GCGACCUAUUAUUCUCAAUGGACACGAAAGACCUAUAACUAGGAUAUUAUACAACUUUGAUGGAGAUCUUAUCUUUACUGCCGCCAAAAAUCAAAGUGUAUGUGUCUGGUACAGUGUAAAUGGAGAAAGAUUAGGCACAUACGAUCAGCAUGAUGGUGCUGUUUGGUGUCUUGAUAUAGACUGGACAUCCACCAUGUUAUUAACUGCUUCUGCUGACUGGUCGUGUAAGAUCUGGGAUGUAGAAACAGGACAAUGCACGAACACUUACGUCACUGGAAACCCAGUUCGCACAUGUGGUAUCUCAUAUUGUGCAAAUUUGAUUUUUCUCACUACGGAUGACACUGGAGGUAAAGAAUGUGAAAUAAUUGCUCUGGAUAAGCGGGAUUCGAGUCAUAUGUCGAAAAAGUCCUGUAUAUUCAAGACCAAAUCUUUAGAUGGUACUAAAGUGACUGGAGCUGUAUGGGGUCCAGUUAAUCGAAAUAUUAUUUGCGGACAUGAAUCUGGAGCCAUCACAGUGAUAGAUUUAAGUUCUGGAGAACUUGCCGAGCGUAUCACCCCUCAUAAAGGAUCUAUUUCGGACAUGCAAAUGCACCACACUCUUCCGAUGUUCAUAACUGGAUCGAAAGAUCAUACUGCUAAGCUUUUCAGUGCUUAUAAUUUAAGCUGUAUCCGAACUUAUACUACUGAACGUCCAAUCAAUUCCGCUGCUAUUUCACCAGAUAAAGAUCAUGUCUUAUUAGGAGGUGGUCAAGAAGCUCAUGAAGUAACAACAACUGCGGUUGGUCAAGGAAAAUUCGAUGUCAGAUUUUAUCAUCUGGUUUAUGAAGAAGAAUUUGGUCGUGUUAAAGGACAUUUUGGUCCUGUUAACAGUGUAGCAUUCUCACCAGAUGGCAGUGGAUUUGCAACUGGUGGAGAAGAAGGCUAUGUUCGAUUGCAUACAUUCGAUAGUGAUUAUAAUGAUUUAGAUCAACGUCUAUUUGGAUGAAAAUAAAAAUUUCAUAUUGUUUUCUUUUGGUGAUUUGUAUCUAUCAUAAUUCUCUAUGAUAAAAGAAAAUAAUCAUGAUAAUAAUAAUAAAUGAGACCGUACUUUUUAUUGA
Messenger RNA from Schistosoma turkestanicum, 1097 nucleotides. The record is from the annotation of a GenBank genome assembly. Lineage: Eukaryota; Metazoa; Platyhelminthes; Trematoda; Strigeidida; Schistosomatidae.